This is a messenger RNA of Phyllopteryx taeniolatus (common seadragon), 1432 nucleotides long. RefSeq names its product ubiquitin-conjugating enzyme E2Ib (gene ube2ib). The transcript is spliced from 7 exons. NCBI's taxonomy places the organism in Eukaryota, Metazoa, Chordata, Actinopteri, Syngnathiformes, Syngnathidae. The record is from RefSeq and is a predicted model, not a curated record. Bases 196 to 672 code for a protein of 158 amino acids. Gene Ontology annotation, cellular component: nucleus. Gene Ontology annotation, biological process: protein sumoylation. Gene Ontology annotation, molecular function: SUMO conjugating enzyme activity.
AGUUUUAUCGCGUACAAACAUAUUUUAGCCGCUUCCUUUUGCGCCAUUUUCGCUAGUUUGAUAAUGCACUCAUGUAAUGUGCGCCGCGGCCGGCGCUGAUGUUCUUUGUCUUAAUUCUGAACGUCCUAGUUUGUUUUCUUUUGACGGAAUAUCGAAGAAGCCACAGGGGACAUAUCGAAGAGGAGUCCACAAACGAUGUCUGGCAUUGCAUUGAGCCGGCUUGCCCAAGAGCGCAAAGCAUGGCGGAAGGAUCAUCCUUUUGGAUUUGUUGCUGUACCAACAAAAAACCCGGAUGGAACCAUGAAUCUCAUGAACUGGGAGUGUGCUAUCCCUGGCAAAAAAGGGACUCCGUGGGAAGGAGGCCUUUUCAAACUGCGCAUGUUGUUCAAGGAUGACUAUCCUUCAUCACCUCCAAAAUGUAAAUUUGAGCCUCCUCUCUUUCAUCCAAAUGUGUAUCCAUCAGGCACAGUAUGCCUUUCUAUCCUAGAGGAGGACAAGGACUGGAGACCAGCCAUUACAAUAAAGCAGAUCCUAUUAGGUAUUCAGGAACUUCUAAAUGAGCCUAAUAUCCAGGAUCCUGCCCAAGCAGAGGCUUACACAAUCUACUGCCAAAACAGAGUAGAUUACGAAAAAAGAGUCCGAUCACAAGCCAAAAAGUUCUCCCCCUCGUAAGGGCAAGGACGCGCGUCUUGCUGUGGCAGAAGGAAUCACCUCCUCCCCCGCUCAGUCACAAUGAAUGUGCUCCCCUCGCAUCGGGACUUGCUUAAAGACUCCUAUUUAAACUCUACACAUUCUGUGCCAUCCACACCCGCCCACACCCAUUUGGCCUGUCAGUUUUUUGUUUUCUUUUUUUUUUUUUUAAAUUUUUUUAAUUUUGUCUUUUUUUUUUUUUUUUUUUCUUCGUUUGUUUUACUCUUAAUUGCCGGUCGGUGCGUAACACUGAGAGCGGAUCGGUGCUUCAGCACCCUGGUUGUUUCUUUUUAAACUGUCUUAUGCGGUGCGGACGACGCGGCUCCAGUCCAGUUUCAUCCAGUCUGUGCAAGCUGGCCAUCAUCCAUGUCCGAGGAAGAAAUUAUUAUUAUUUUUUUGGGGGUUCCUCUUCUUUUCCAUACAUUUAAUGUAAAUGCUUAUUUCAUUGUCAGUAUUUCAACUGCUGUAUAAUGAAUGGCACUUUUAUACUAUUGUAUUUCACUUAGUGUCUCUAGAUGGUUCUGUCUAAUUCUUUCCCGGAUUUUUUCUAUUCAGCAUGCUGUAACAUAUGAUAGAAUCUGCUGCCUUGGCUGUCUUUUUGUUAUUCCGAGUGUUUGCUUUUGGGAUGAAUAAAAUGGCUCCGAUGACCGAGGCAGGUAGGCAUACUAUUGUGUCAGACUUUAAGGGUAUACGGUGCUUUGUUCAUGUAAGUGUUGGCGUAAAUAAAACUUUCUACAAACGG